Messenger RNA from Pogonomyrmex barbatus (red harvester ant), 7000 nucleotides. RefSeq lists its product as uncharacterized. Gene Ontology annotation, molecular function: serine-type endopeptidase inhibitor activity. The record is from RefSeq and is a predicted model, not a curated record. NCBI's taxonomy places the organism in Eukaryota, Metazoa, Arthropoda, Insecta, Hymenoptera, Formicidae.
AGAGAGAGAGAGACGAGAGAGAGGAGAGAGAGAGAGAGAGACGCGUAAAUCGCCGGGAUGCUGAGAGGCGCACUAAUUGCAAGGGUCAUCCCCUAGAUUCAGGCGCGACGCGAAUCGCUGGAGGUAACUGGGCGACGAAAAACCGGUUGCCGAUGUGUAAUAACAACCAGCAAGAAAUUGGAAGGUUCGCCGACCUAUCUCUCUUUCCUCUCCUCACGCUUCUUUUUUCCUUCUCACGCUGUCGUGCCGCGUUAUUCGACCAGCCUCUGUCUGUCUGCGGCUCUUGGUAGCGCAUGUUUUAUCUCCUUUGGAUUUAUUUCCCAUGUGAUUUUCUGAGAAGCGUCUCUCGAUAAGCCUCGUUUCAGGAGUCCUGAUUUAAAGGGCGCUUUUUCAGGAAAUUGACACAUUGAAGAGCGGGAACGAUUCUUAAACCACGAGUUCUCAAACUACAGUGCGUAUUUCCGUUUUCAGAGAAUCGACAAUUAUCAUGUUGCCGCAGCGAUUGCGCUGGCUGCUGCCGGUACUAAUCAUGUCUUGGAUGAGCCUGCAGUUAAGUGCGGCUCACAACGAACGUUCGCACGUGGCUGCGGAUACGUUUGAUCCUAGCGCGGCCGCUUUAACAAUGACCCGCAACGAGGACCACGACGGACGCGCGCAUCAUCCUCCGAAGGGCAAAAACGAGACGCAAUCCAACCACAAACUGGUCGCUUCCCCGGCCGGACUUUUGCGGCCCGACAAGUUUCAGUUUUAUACUUACGACGACAAGGGCGAUAUGAUUACGCGGCAGAUGACCGCUCAGGAAAUUCAAGGUCUCAUCGCGGCAGGUGGGGCGGAUCACAUAGCGAUGGAUAGGCAGGAGCCUCAAAAAGCUGACGAUGUCCUGACAGGCGGCAAAAAGGUCAUGGAUGUGGUACAGAAGGUACAGAACGUGCUAAAGAGCGCACUCGAUAAGCCACCGAUCUUAACGGGUUCGAUACCGAAGAUUCCGGAACACGCGAACGUCGAGUGGAGCAACAUUCUACCUUCGAUUCUGUCUGGCGAGGCGGACGCGAUCUCCCCGAACGGCGAGUCCAAUCAAUCGUUCCACAAGAUUAAGCCGCAGAAGGUGGAAACCGCAGGUGCAUCGAAUACCGGAACGGGCGUUUUAAUAUCGAAACCACCGACGACGAAGAAACCACCGGCGACGUCGGACGUUCAGACGAACGCGUACGCUGGUUUCACCAACAACAUGCAGGAAAAGCCUCAACCGAGCCAUCACUCACAACAAACAACAACAAUCACCGAGAAACCAAUGAUACCAGUUCCGGUUAUCACCCUGACGGAACAAAAGCUAUCCACGGUGCAGUCCACCGUUACCGAAAGCCCCAUCUUCCAAAUGCUCAGCGUGAUUCCGGUCGAGAGCGUCGCGACUAAGGGAAGCUCGACAAUCUCGCCUAUGCCUGACAUUAGUAUCACGAAUUCGGCGAUCACCCAGGCAUCUGUUCAGACCGAGGAAUCCCUCGAUCAGACGGAACAGUUUAUCGAAUUGGCUCUGACGAAGGUGCCGGAGGGCACGACGUUCCCGCAACUGACAACCUUAGACAUGUAUCCUGUAAGCAUCACGAAGCAGACGACCAUGAAUAACAAAGUAGGCCAAGGGAUCGAGGUCUCGAUGACCACGCCGGGCGUAUCGACCGAUUCCUCCACUACGAAGCUUACGCACAACAACGGGCCCGGCGAAAUGACGAACGCGCCCGACAAGAUCUCUUCCUCCAGCGCGAAUUACAUUCUCGUGCAGAGCAAGAACAAUACGAAAAUAUCCGACGAUUCUGCGCUCGCGUCUGUCGUUACGGAAGGAUCUCAGGCGAGCGGCAUGACGCACAAUGACGAUGAAAUAAUUCCACAAAUCAACAUCCUCGCUAUCCCGGCGCCGUUUUCCCACGCGUCAUCGAGACCCGAGGAGGCGUCAUCCAACGUAAUCGCGCCGCACUCGUCAUCCACGCUCGCUUCCGUAACGAGAAUCAAGGCCCCGACCGUCCCGACGUCGUCGCAGCCGUUCACCAUCAUCUCGGAUCAUUAUCUCAGCGAGGGCCUCUCGACGGUUACGAAAGGCUCGUCGAGCUCGGCUACGCCGGCUUACGUGGAGCAUUAUCUUAAUCCUCUGACGACCGAGAUCCAAUCCCCGGCGCCGAUAGAACCGUUACCCACGCAGCUAAUCGACUCCUUCUCGAGUGUAAUAAAUCAAGUUUCGGAAGUGAAGCCACCUAUCCUGCCGCUGUCGCCGAAUGAGACGCCGGAGAUACCGAUUGUGAAUAUUAAUUACGAUCAGCGGCGCAACGUGUCCGGCUCGGCCGAGGCCACCUUGGACGAAGAUACGCAGCACGAUGCCGCGGUGUCCCAAGGCUCGAACGAGAAGAAGAAUGUCGCUAAUGCGCAAACAUACGUGACCGUUACCACAGAAAUUCCAUCGCGAGGCACCACUGUCAGGCUCGUCGAUUAUAUCACUCAUCGGCCUCUCAGCGCGACCAACGAUGACGUUUCCACGAAUACUCGGGUCACAGCGACGACGUCAUCCUCUUCGACCAGAAUCGGGAUAACAAAUAACGGAGUAACGGCCAAUAAUUUAGUCACGACGCCAGCCGGAUUGAAAUCGACCGUAGCGAGCAAGAUUUCGGGAUCGACGGGAUCAUCCUCGUCCGUGCAGUUCGAAAAGAUACACGUCACAGCCGCGACUGAAAGUCCUAUGAUUCUUGAGAGCGUUGCCGAGAAAAUUGCACCGUCUUCUUCGAUAGCGCCUGACGCAGCCGCGACGCAAUCGAUGACUACGUCGAUCAAUCCGAGCGCGUCCUCGAAUAAGCCUACGACGAUCAACGAGUACUUUGACAACGCUUUAACGAGCUUGAACUUGAGCGAUCCGGUAUCCGCGAUCGAUCAAGUGUUGAACAUCGCGCCGCUACCGUCCAGCAUCCCGGCGAUCGAGCCGAUCGGUUUACCAAGCGACACAUCGAGUCUUGUAGCCAGUGGUUUGGCGAGUGGACUUAUCGCCGGAUUUACUAUAGGCUCGUCAAACGAGAAAUUCAGUCAGACGGCUAAGAACACAUCGAAGCUUGCUCAGGAAUCCACCGAAGACGUUACUAAAAUAUACGAGAAAAUUGCGGGAUCUAAUCUAAACGAUCAGAGGAAAAAAAAUGUGACGCAAUCGACGCAGGGAACGUUAAUAGAUCCAGUUCGAAACGGUACAUUAAUUUAUGGUGUAUUAACGCAGACGAAAGAAUCAAAUAUGGCAGAACCGACUAAAUUAUCAAGUAGCAGCGAGAAAGUCAAUGAUCCCACGAAAGCACCUUCAUCAUCGUCGGGAAAUAAAUUUUCGAAUACUAAUGAAUCGAAGUUUAAUAUUAAACAGAGUACAACGAACGUGGGAAUCACCGUGAAACCUGAACAAACAACGAUGACGGAGAUUCGAUUGCCAAGCGUCAAUAAAACGGUACUUGGUACAAGCGACGAUCAGAAAAAAACGGAGAUCAGGGAAAAGGUGAAAACGACAGAAGCGUCCAUUGUGAGGACAGACUUAGGUCCCGAAUUAUCUCAAUCAUCUUCUAUGAAAAUUGCGAAUGACACUAGAAACACGGAGAGCAGUAUGAAAAUAGAAAUACUAGAUGAAAAGAAUGAUCCCUCCGCGAAUGCUUCGCCAACAAAGGAGACCAUCACCAUUCAUAAUCCUGUUCCCGACAAUUCAUAUAAUGCAUACAUUGGUAAUACUACAACAAACACAUCUGCUUCGAACGUUACGUCUGACGGUACUAUUUUAUUAAAUAAAAAUUCUACCGAUCCUGCGUUUUCGCAGAAUCCAAAUCGCGUCAAUAGCACAGCUGGAUACAAAGACAAGAACACAAGCACUCAGAAUAAAAAGAAUGAUAAUAACAAUGAUUCUUCUCCUUUGCCAAUUCAAGAACACACCGAAAGCUCGAUCGUUAAGAUUGUAACGCAGGGAUUGACGGGCAAUGUAAGCGGGACCAAGGAAGAUAUUUUUCGACCUGAUAACUCUACCAGUAAUACGUCCAAUCAGAAUGAUAAAAAUUUGGCGCAGCCCAUGUCAACGAUUGGUACACCAACGCAGAGCGACAAGGAUAAUAAGACGGAGAGCAAGAUUGCAUCUUUGAAACAUUCCGAGAGCUCGUCGAAACCUACGGAUGCGACACGCUUGCCAGCGUCGACGUCACCAUCGAGUGUUCCGAUCCAUCAGACGUCGAAACCUACGGUAAAUCAUAAACCGUCGGAGAAGGUUGUUACCAAGACCGACACUGAUGCAAAUGUAGAGGACAAGUGGACGCUCAUAUCGCAAGAAGUCCCGCCAGCCAUGCCGAAGCUUCCAAAGCCGUCAAAGCCAUCGAAGCCGUCGAGAAAACCAGUCCAGACCUCGUCGUCGUCCCCGAAUGAGAACACCCACGUUCGUUCUCCAGGAGCUGGUGAAACAGCCACUCAUCAUCAGGAUCACCAGGAGUCCCCGACGCAGUCCUUGCUACCAUUGGAUGCCUCUCAGAGCGCGGUCGGCUUAGAUGUCACCAUAAGACAUACAAGCCCCGAUAUCAUAAACUUCGCCAAGCUGUGCAACGAGCUGGCCUUCAACUUCUGGGCGGCCACCAAUAAGGGUUUGAGCACCGCGAGAUCGUUGGCGUUGUCGCCAUUCGGCAUGACCAGCUUGCUGGCGAUGAUCUUCCUGGGCGCCCGCGGUCCAACGUCCGACCAGAUGAACGAGGUGCUCGGCUUGGACGACGUCGCCACGUUCAAUCCGCAUCUGGUCUUCCAGAAUAUAACCGACACGGUGAGCCUAGCCCGUGGUCAGGGCAUCGUGAACGCCGCCUUCGUCCGCGAACUGUUCGCCGACAAGAUGAAAGUCAGGAAGCUCAUGCCGUUCUACAAGGAACAGGCCCAGCAAUUCUACGAGGGGCUCGUGGCCGAGGUGAACUUUGCCACCAUCAGCGACCUCGUGCGCAGGAGGACGAAUCUGCUGAUCAGAAAGCAGACUGGCGGCAGGAUCAAAGACUUCGUCAAGACGAACACGGUACCGCUUAGGUCACCUUUAGCGGCGCUCUCCGCCAAUGUGUUCCAGACCGAUUGCAACAGCAGUCUGACCAGCUCCGUCGGCAGAGAUGGCGAAUUGUAUUUCGCGGUCUCGCCGGCAGUCAGACAGAGAAAACUCGUGCCGGUCCCGGCUACGACUUGGCGAUCGAGUGUUCUGGCCGGCUACGAACCCAGCAUCGACGCCACCGCGGUAGCUCUCGGAAACAGCGACAAGCUGAUCUCGACGAUCUUCGUAUUGCCGGGUCAACAGGGUCACACUGCACCUGGCGACAACCUGGAUCGUCUCGAGCAGCGUCUUACCAGAAGCGCGUUCCGCGACGGUGCCUGGAACAAGCUCCUCAAGGUUCUGAUACCGAGAAGCGGUCUCGAGCUACAGGUGCCCAAGUUCAGUCACAGAUCCGUCGUCAACGCGACCGCUGCGUUGAAGAGAAUGGGCCUCGACGAGCUCUUCUCGGGCAACGCCGACUUCAAGGGUAUCAAUGGCAUAGGUCAUCGUCUCCACCUGGCCGAUGUAUUACAGAUGAAUUUAUUCAGCACCUGCGGCGACGAGAAUAUUCUGGGUGGUCGACAUCACGUGGAAACGUACCCCGCGACCCCGUUAAGAAGGAGCGUCGAACGACGAUUGGAGGAGACCGAUAAUUCCGGCAGCGUCGCUGAAGAAGACACAUCGAGAUACGUAUCGUCACAGGAGGAUAACGUAGACUUGUUCUACGCAGAUCGGUACGGAUUCUACAGAGAGGAACGGCAUCUCUCUGGAUCGUUAGAGAGACCGAGAUUGAAGCUCGACAGACCCUUCUUAUAUUUCGUCCGGCACAACCCUUCCGGCAUAAUACUUCACAUGGGACGUUUUAAUCCGCGAUUGUUGCCUUAAAUAAGAAUUUAUUCUCCGCCGAAUGCCAUCAAUUCGAUCCUGUUCCUUCUAUUCGACAUCCACAUUCACCAACGUUUUUGUAAGAUCGGGAAAAACAGCUGACUCUCGAUACGAUUGCUCAAACGACUCGUUCUCUAAUGGUCGAACGACCCAACGCGACUCGACGUCGUGGUCCACUGUUUUAGAGGAGGUAGGACGCGUACUCGGCAUGUUCUAGAAAAUUUGUAAACAAUUUUACUUAGAGUUAUUACAUAUUAGUUUCAUCGUCUUCACCUAAAGAUAAGAAAUUAUGGCGAUAUCACGCGAUAUCGUUUGCGGCACGUUAAUACAUGUCAAACGGGCCCACGGCACUGACAUGGAUCUUAUCACUUUAUGAUUUAUAUUUAGGGAGUGGUUAAAUGCAUAAAAAUAACAGACUGAAAAACGAAGGAGAAAGAGACGGUACGAAAGGGAAAGAUCUUAAUCGCGGUCCAAAUGAUCAUCAUUUUUAUAAUUGUAUUUCUUCAUUUUUUUUAUGUUCGGAUAAAAUGUGAUGAUUAUACGCGAUCGCCGGCGAAUAUUAAAUAUAUUUUUUAUCGAAUGUCAAUAAUCUAUUUGGACCCUGAUUGACAUUACACGCAUUCUUUUUAAUACGAUUAACAAUUGCGAUAUGUAACUGAACGUUGAAUUUUUUCUUUUGUACAUUUCGUAGAAUUAAUCUGUUAGGGCGCGCGUUCAGUUCAUAUGCACGCACAUUGUACAUGAAAAAUGUAUUUUCUUAACAAAGGAAAAUGUCGAACGGUCGAUGCGUUGAAUAAAAAGCAACAUCUCUCGUUCGUCGUUCUGUUGUUUUUGAAGGAAAACUCCAAGCCGGCUGUUUGGGCAUUACUGUAUUUGUGGAUGUAAGAUAAGAAAACUGCGUUAAGCCGAUAUCGCACAACGUAUCAUAAAUAAUAAUAUGCGAGCGUCUUUCCCAACUCGGAAACCGCAACUGAUAUUCUCAUCGGUGUUGUAAAAUAUAUUGCAAUGUAUCAGAAUACAUAGCAACUAAAGCGAAAAUUACAUUUGUACUGCUGUUACAAAUUCAAA